UUUUACUCCAAGUUUCCAGGAAAGCAAAUCCAUCUUUCAUGAAUACAUCAAUUGUAUUCCUCUUUCAAGCUAAGUACCCAGAUGGGGCUUUUUUAGCUGUCCUGAUGCAAUUCUCAUUCUUCGGUCUUCCUGUACACCUCCCUCAGCCUAUCCAAGCAGAUCUUUUCCACAGCUAGACACCUCUAAUUCUGUUUCCCACCUUUUUGCCAUUGUUUACACACUGUUUAUAACCCUUCUUGCAGAAGAAAAAAAAUAUUCUCAUUCUUUUCAAGAAAAAAAAAAAAUCCCGUUUUUUCCCCCAUUGAAAUAUUACUGUUUAGUUUAAGGUUGCUGUUUUUAAAAAUAGUAUCUGAAAACAAAUCAGUUUUAACUGAGAGGCCAGUUUUCCUUUUAAGAAGCUUUGAUACGAAUUUGGACCAAAUUAGCUUUAGAUUUAAGAUAAUCACUUUUAUAAUUGCACUUUGAAAGACAGUUUACUAGAAUAGGACUAACUUUUAGAUGAAAAGCAUUUUUUCUCUUUUUUUAUGAACAGGGAACUUUUAAAAAUAUUUUCCUGUGAUUAACAGUAUGCUUUUCCAAAAUGAACAAAAGACUUUUGUAAGCAAGAAACCAUGAAAAAUAAGCAUGUGUGUUUCUAAGAAUUAGAACAGUACCACACACGUACAGCAAAAGACAGUAUGGAAAUAAAUUCCAAAAGAACGUAUUUAAAGACUUCAAAAACCAUUUUAAAAUAAGAGUCAGAUUUUCAGCUUGUACAUAUUGACACAGCCAUGAGGUUUCAGCCACUUAAAUACAUCACAUACCAUAGCAGCUCCUUGACAGCUCGAUUUACAGUAACAAAAUGGUAUUUAAGCAUAGAUUAAAGAAAAACAGCGUUUGUGUUUGCAAGUUCACAGGAGGGAGUGGUUGGGUUUUCAUUUACCGGAGCGUAAAUGGACUAGUCUUCUAUAUGAUGCCUACAGAAGUCAUAUUUGCCAUGGACGUGUGUACAAGGGGGCCUUCAGCCUCUGCCUGGUGAGGCCAGGGUGGCACUCUCCACCAGGUGACUCCGCUCACGGCUCGUGGUGCCGACGAGUGCAGGAGCACACCAGAAGCGGGCCACAAGCUCAAUUAAUUGCUCCAGCAAGAACAGACCAGUCCCAGCUGGGAUCUUUUCCCGCUCCACCUGCCAUCACCGCGUGCAUGGCUUGCAGACGUGCAACACAGCUGCUGUACGUACGCAUGGAAAAUCUGCUGCUCCGGGGAAAUAGUGGAAUUGCUGCACAUGCGUGAACAUAAUUUACUGCUUGCAACGCUACGGCCAGUGCUUCCAGGAAAGCACCUGACCUGCUCCAUACGUGUGGUGCAUUCCAUCUAUGCGUGUGAACCUGGUGCACCUAGGACAAAAACAUGUCUUUUACUGUGGUGAUCUGUACACUAAUUUGGCUUACAACCAGAAAUGCUGGACUCAUUAUAUAUGCCUAAUCGGUCCAUUGCAGUUUAGGUAGGGGGCCUCAGACAAAAACCCUCUUCUCACUCUGAGAUAAGCGUCCUGCUCAGCCAGAAAAAAAUGGACAUUUCAUGAUGAAAGGAAGAUGGGCCUUUAGCACCUAUUUUUCUCAAUGACUCCACGAUGCUUUUCCUCUAGAGGAUUCUGAUCCCAGCAUCUUGCAGCAGUACACAGGCACAGGUUCAAUUAACGCGUGGUCCUCCGAGAGUUAUGCCUCCAGCCUAACCCAGUUAUCCACCUUCCCGCCACAGACAAAGGCAUGACACAGGCAUCUCCAAAAGGAGUUUCAUCACACCUGUCUCAUACACCUACCAUAGGAAGGCAAAAAUUACCCCAUGGAGAUGCCUAUCUAGUUCCAUUGACUGCAUGGGAGCCUAGUUGUGUCUAAUUUCAAUGAGGAAAGUACUUACUCAGUUCUUCAGACUGACUAUGAGUGAGAAGCAAGCUAUUAUGCCAUAAUUUCAUUCCCUAUUGUGUGGGAAGUCAGCAUUGCAUCAUCCCUAGGAAAGAGAACAAGAAAUGAAGAUCCCUUCUUGGUGGGUGCGGUCCAAGAUUUGGUAGCCAAUCUUCAAGCCAAACACAGCACAGAGGUCGAGAGCUGGCUGACAAAUCGAAACCGGGAGGAGGACAAGGUCUGUCAGCGGGACACUUCCAGCAAAUCAUCUUCGCAUCAACACUGCUUCAGCUUCCACAAAGCCAUGUUAGACCACACGACAUAAGCUCAGCAGAGCUUCUGGUAACAAACAUGGAGUCAUACUUUGUUAAACUGCAUGUGCUGUAGUAUUUGAGGAAUAUGAUUUGGAGAAUAGAAGCAUGAUUUCCACUGAGACUUACACUACCAUUUGUGAUACAGAAUGUCUCUAAGUGAGAAGAAUAGUGUGGUUUUUGCAUAUGAAUCUUCAGUACACAGUAACAAUGUACUACUUAGUCUUGAUGAUCAGAGAAAGCAAGAUAUUCUUUGUGAUGUUACUAUUUUAGUGGAAGAUCAGCGAUUUCGGGCUCACAAAGCUGUGCUUGCAGCUUGCAGCAGUUACUUCCUUUCAAGAAUUGUGGGCCAGGUGGAUGCUGAUCUUAUCAUCACUUUACCGGAAGAGGUAACACUUAAAGGAUUUAGUCCUUUGCUUCAGUUUGCAUACACAGCUAAACUUAUUUUAAAUAAAGACAAUGUGUCUGAAGUUUGCAAGUGUGCUGAAUUUUUGGGUGUACACAACAUUGAAGAGUCUUGCUUUCAGUUUCUCAAAUUCAAAUUUUUGGACUUUAAAUCGGAUCAGCAGGAAUGUCCUAGGAAGAAAUGUUGUACGCAACGUUGUCAGAAAACAAACCCUAAAAUUGGCAAUGUGGAUGAUGGAGACCUAGAAAUAGAUGAUGAAGCAGAAGAACUUUUAGAAAAGGAGUGUAUUCAGACUCCUGACACAAAGCUCUGUAGAGAUGAGGAAAAUGCUAAAUCGUUGCCUGCUCUCCAAGAUAAUGCCGGUCAAACAUGUGAUCCUGUACAUUUAGAAAGGAGUAGUGUUUCCAGCUUAUCUUCCCAGUGCCCAAAGUAUAGGAAAUUCCAGAAAGCUUUUGGAAAUGACAAAGUUCAUACUUCAGAGUCCAAUUCCAGUAUUAAAGACAUUCAGGUGCCACCAAUUACAACUCUUCUGGAGAAGGAAAUAUCUGAUAAUGAUGGCAUACAGAAAGCUCAGGAGUGUGUACCUAUGCAGCUGGUCUCAAAAUGUGAAGAGACUCAGGUAAAAAUGGAAGAAGGGGAGGAAGGCAUUGAGAAAAAGGAAGAGUCGAAGAGAGAAGAGUUGAAGAGAGAAUCUGUGACUCAGAAUGUGUCAUGUCCUGUGGAGAAAAUGGAUCUUUCUGCUUUCCCCCAAAACUCUGCUACACCUCAUGGACUCAAUUCUAUGUCUUUUUUACAUACUUGCGAGCAAUAUGGUAACUUGAAUUUCAGUAGUAUGCAAACCAACACAGUCUUAACUGAAAAAACUGUAUCAGGUACUGGAGUUGGGAAUGACAAAGCUGAAAGUCAAGAUGACACACCUUCAAAGGUCGAUUUGUGCACGAGGGAAGCCACUAACAUUACGUCAGCUGGUGAUCGAAGCAGUGUGGAGAGAGAGGUAGCAGAACAUCUAGCAAAAGGGUUCUGGAGUGAUAUUUACAGCACAGAAGCUUGUCAAAUACAUUUACCGCCUGCAGUUCCAAAAGAGUGCUUUGAGCCAGUAUAUUCGGGGAAAAAAUCCGAGUGUCCGUGGCUAGGUAUCAGGAUCAGUGAAAGCCCCGAACCUAGCUCUCAACGAACUUUUACAACAUUGAAUUCUGUGAACUGCCCCUUUAUAAGCAACCUUAGUGCUGAAGGGUGCUCUAACAGCUCUGAAAUAAGUGGUGGAGAUUAUCUUCAGGGACAGCAACAAGAACAGUGUCCCUAUAAUUAUGUGAUAAGUUUGGGAGAGGAUUCGGAAACUGACACUGAGGGAGACAGUGAAUCCUGUUCAGCAAGAGAACAAGAAUGUGAGGUAAAACUGCCAUUUAAUGCACAAAGGAUUAUCUCACUUUCCAGAAAUGACUUCCAGUCAUUUCUGAAAAUGCAUAAAUUAACUCCCGAACAAUUGGACUGCAUUCACGAUAUCCGAAGACGAAGUAAAAAUAGAAUUGCAGCACAACGAUGUCGUAAGAGAAAACUCGACUGCAUACAAAAUCUUGAAUCUGAAAUUGAAAAACUGCAAAAUGAGAAGGAAAACUUGCUGAAGGAAAGAAACCACAUUUUGUCAACUCUGGGUGAGACAAAGCAGAAUCUGACUGGACUUUGCCAGCAGGUGUGUAAGGAAGCAGCCUUGAGUCAUGAGCAAAUACAAAUACUUGCAAAAUAUUCUUCGUCAGAUUGUCCACUUUCAUUUUUAUUCCCGGAGAGAGAACGAACAACUCCAUCUGAUAGUGAGCUUGUGAUACCAACGUGCAUAGAAUUAGCAGAUGGUCUUUCAGGUGUUACAUCUACAAAUGAGCAGAGUUCUUGUUAUCAGUGUGUGAAAAGUGUGUGUGACGCAACAUACGAUCAAGUGCAAGAACUGCAUCCAGUUUCUGUAAGAACAUUGGAGAAAACUUCGCUUGUGGAACAGUGCGGACAGAGCGGUGGCAUCACAGACUUCUGUCAGCAAAUGACUGACAAAUGCACUACAGAUGAGUGAAUUUGUUCUCUUCCUAUUGCCAGCCUCUCAACAUUGCAACUAAGAGCGAGAUUGAGCAUUAUGGCAAAGUAACUUAGAAAGUGGAAGAAAAGAUGAAACUUUUGCAACUACAUUGACAAUUACAUGGUCAUUAUAUUACUUGGCAAGCCUUGGGUUUGCUCUGUGUAUUUCUAGAGUGUAAUUUGUAUGUGUCAGCCUUGGAGCUUUUUCUGUGUGGUAAUGCUGAGGACAGUUCAGGAAAGUUGUUGGAAAGUAUAAACAGAUAAACAGACGUUUAUUUGUGAGGAAGCUUUAAUUCAGGUAUAGAGCAGCCUUCACUCUGAUUUUAUGCCACAGUACCUAACACCACCCUGCAUCUCAAGAAAAGCCUCCUAGCAGGUGUUGAUGCACAAUGACUUAUAAACCUGGAAUUCUUAUCUCUCUAAGAUUUCUUGUUUCCCGGUAGACAAACCUUAAGAAGCAUAUAUAGCUCUGUAAAUGUUUAUUUUGUGGACGGGUUAGGAUAACAUGACAAUAUGAGGAGAUUCAGGCAACUGCGUUCUGGAACAGCUCAUUGCUUCCUGCUGUUCCCAUCCCUGUACCAGACCCGGCUUUUAUUGAACAUAGGCCUCUGUCUUAGCUCUCUGGUACCUAGUUAAGACAACUGGAACAGCGGAGGUGCUACCGCAUACUGCUCUCUUCUCUAAAUUUUGUGGGAGGAAUAACAAUAUACUGGGAAAGGCAGAAGUUUGAAACCGAUGCAAUUCUUUGAUUAGUGUGCAUUGGAUCCUCAGGCAUCUGAAUCCCAUAUGAUUGUUAAAAUUCAUCACUGUAUUGUGACUUACUGUCCUAGCACCUUCAAGCUUGCUGCUGUUUGUGAUGAGUUGGAAUCAAAGUAUUGUGAAAGUUUAAGGACAGUUUGUUGGUGGUUUUUUUUUUUUAAAGGUAUUCAGGCACCAAAUUCUUUGACUUCAGUGCCUAAUUGCCUAAAGCAAUUUACAAAUGUAUUUGUUCUCUGAUCACUGGGACCAGUAAAAGAUCUAUUUUAGAAUUUUAGUCUUCAGGAUACUUUUAUGGCUAAACCUGUAAUAUGUUUUCAAUGGCUUGUGCUAUAAGUAUAAACAUAUAGAAAGUAUAAUAAGGAAAUGAGCUGGAGGGAUUUCCUUUAUUUACUUUGUGAAGGAGAAAUUCAGCCACUAAAAAUAAUCCCUGUUUUUUAGAUUUUUACAUGGCAGUGGAUGCAUAUUGUAUACCAAUGAUGCUUUGUUAUUUAGCUGUUAUUCUCAUACCAGAACUAAGUAUUGAACCUCACCACAGGAGACUUUGGUUUUGCUGGUUUACAAACCAUGAAGAAUCUUGUACAAGCCAGUGGAAUUCUUCCAUUUCCUACCUCAGAAUGUAUAUUAACUUUUUUGUGUCUUUGUGUGCAUGUACAGUAGGCAGCAGCUAAGCAAAGGACUAUUGUAAAUACUGCUUUGCAGUUUUAUCUUGUAGUGAGACAAAACUUGCUAAAGAAUGUUCUUGGCAAGGCUCUUUUUUUUUUUUCCCUCCUUCCCUCCACUCCCCCCCUUAUGGGUAACAUAGCAUUAAUAAAUAUAUUAAGACUAUUAAGCCACUUAUUUAAAACAAAAAUUAAAAAAUUGACAUAUUUCAACAGUACUUCUCAUAACCAGCACGUAAUACAAGUGACUACACUACCUCACCUAUGGGAUUGAAAGUUGAUUCAAAUCUCUAGUGAUAUCCUUGGAUUUUCAUCAUAUAUCAUUACUUUUUUAAGGGGAAAAAUUGUGUUAAUGAAGCAUAGCUUGUAUAAAUCACAAUGCUUGCAGUAAUUGAAAUUCAGAAAUAAAUACUAUAUGGCAGAAAUCAUGAGAGUUCUACUGCUUUGGAUAUAUUAUGAGAUAAUUGAAUUGAAAUUCUUUUAAAUAACUAUCAUUUAUAUAUGUUGAUUCUGUAUAUGUAUUACUCAUGAAGCUCUCUGGGUCUUUUCUCCAGCAUCUGUAUAUGCCUGGUUAAUUUAAUCCUGCCUCCCUCCCGUGUUGCCACCCUGGGCAGUGUUUUGCUCCUAAGUUUCCAUUUUAUUUAAAAAGCCAACAAGAAACAAUAAAAUCAAAACAAAAAGAAAAAAGAAAGCCCCGAACCUCUCUACUGUCUGUGCAUAAUAUCACUUUUAAAGCUGGCGAUAGUCUGAAAUGACGUGGAUAAUGACAUUAAAGCAUUGUCCUAAUAGUACACAUACUCUGAAAUGGAAUUCCUUGGGUUAAAUGUUUUGUUAUAAAGGGGUGGAGCAGCUAUGUAGACAAUGUCUGGCUGGAAACUUAAACAUAUCCAGUGGCCCGUACCCUCAACACACUUGGCUAUGGACGUUGGAAAACAAGGUCGGUGAUGACCGAGUUCAGAGGCCGGAGUAUCCACCAAAGAGUCGUGCUCCACUCCUGCAGUCCAGUGAUCAGCCGGGGGCUGAAUUCCGCCCAGCAAACGGUGCAGGGCUUCCCGUGCAGAAAUCAUGGCCGUCACUGACAUGUGAUAAAAUUCAUGUCACAAACCUGUGAUGAAAUUGAUGAAGUUGACGAAGUUUGAGGGUAGGUUGUUGCCUAACCAGCUGCAUCUAAAUAAUUUUUAAAAUACUUAUUUAAUACAGUAGACCUACAAGUUGCAUGUUGACUUCUAUAGCCUAUAUCAUCAACUUGCAAACGUUAAGAAUGAAUGACAAUUUUAUGAUACAGAAUUCUCAGGUAAAUGUUUUGGAGGUUUUUUGUUGGUUUUUUUUUUUUCCAGUAAAGAAAUACUCAAUUUUGAAAUUGUAAAAUACUUUGUUAAAGCAUGUUUUAAAAUACUUUGGACAGACUAUCUUAAAGCCAUAAGAGUAUGAUGGCAUACAGAUUGUAAAAUAAACAGAUAAUUACAACAGUUGAUUUUGUAUCUUUCGUAAUUCAAUAUUUUCUAAGACUACAAUAAAAACCACUAUCCUUUCUACAAAGGCUUUUCUUUUUUGUACAAAUCUUUUGCAGUGAAAGUGUUUACUGGUGCAUUUUUCACUUCUGUAGUACUACUAAAACAUUUCUGAAAACAGUAGCAAAGUAGUCUAUAAGUUCCCGAAUAAUACACACAGCAGCAAAUAUUACUGAGUUGGAAUAAAUUUCCUGUAAGUUUAUGUGA
Molecule: messenger RNA, 7797 nt
Organism: Grus americana (Whooping crane)
Lineage: Eukaryota; Metazoa; Chordata; Aves; Gruiformes; Gruidae
Gene: BACH1
Product: BTB domain and CNC homolog 1
Exons: 8
Coding region: 2344-4659 (771 amino acids)
Biological process (GO): regulation of transcription by RNA polymerase II
Molecular function (GO): RNA polymerase II cis-regulatory region sequence-specific DNA binding; protein binding; DNA-binding transcription factor activity, RNA polymerase II-specific
Source: RefSeq, a predicted model, not a curated record